AUUGUAUUUAAAUGCAAAUUCAACAAAAGAAAUUUGCUAAGACUUGUAUAAGAUGAUGAAAUCCAAAAGGAAAUGUUUUACUAUGAUUAUCCAGAUCUGAAAGCAUUCUUUACUAUCUUGUACACAGGAGCAUACGUUUUGAAUUGUGAGUAAAGCUUGCUUCAUAGCCCAGACAAUCAGCAUACUUCUCAACACUGGUAACAAACUUGUAGUAAGAGGAGGAGCCUAGCUCAGAGGUAGUGUGGGUGGGACUAAUACAUAUUAAAGUUUUGGCAUGAGAGAAAGAGUUGUCAGAGUUGAAGGUCUAUUUCUAAAAGAUUAAUCCAAAGCUGUGAUUUUUAAAAUUUAAGAUGCUAAGAGUUGAUGUUCAGAUUUUUAUUAUAAUAAUUUUGGGGACCUCUGAUUGCCAGAUAAUUCCCCGGAUUGAAGAAUGUGGACUUGCCUGCUCUCAGGGCAUUCAUUGUAAAAGCAAACCUGCCAGUGAAUCUGAUAUUUUUAACAGUUUCUGCCGAGUUGCUCCAACCACUUCAUCUGCUACUGCACUGAAAAGCAUGAAGCUCUCGACAGUAAUGAAGUGUGUAAAGGGAAGUCAAUGCUUCCUUCACUUAAAUAUUAAAGGAAUACUCAGUCUCAAUGAAAAUAUUCGUGGGCUGGAAAUUUGUUAUCUCUCACUGGACACACAGCAGACCAGUUGCAUGAAUGUGAGGUUUUCUCGAAAAACAAACCAGCAGCCUCUUGGAAGGAAGGUACAAGUACAAUUUAAUUGCUUUGAAGUCAAAGCAGCGCAGCACAUCUAUGUGACUAUGAAAACAAUACCAAAUUACUGUGAAGUAAAGCUGAGUCAGGAAUACUAUGUUGAAGACUGCAGAAACAAUGAUGUGGGAAAACAUAUUCCAUCUUGUUCGGCAGGGAAGUUGGAUUACAGUGUGGACAGGGCAAAGAAAGUCAUAUCUGUGAAUAUAUCCCAUUUUCCUGGAGACCAAGACUAUUAUGUUCGCUUAUGUCACAAAUGGUUUAUUUGUGAAGACGCAGGGGCAUUGGCUCGGAUAAAAGGGAAGGAGUCUUUUAAAUCAAUUUCUUUGCAGUACUCCAAGUUACUGCCUUGUCUCUGCAUUGAGGGUUGGGAAGCAGUUCCAGAUGCAAGGAGGAUACAACUUUGCCCUUUUAAAAAUGAUACCAAGGCACUAUGGGAUAACAUUAUGUAUAAUUCAGCCACACAAACACUAGCCUGGGAACCAGCCUGUCCUGUGCAAGUCAGAGUUAGCCUAUGCAGGUUAAUGAAGUCUAAUUACCAAUGUGUGGAUCUCCAAAACUCAUCAUAUACAGUUCCAGAAAAUCACAUAAGAUAUUCUCGUGUGGACAGCCAUCCAGGACUUUGCAUGAAGUUUACCACCAAGCAGGGCUCAUGGAUUAGAUGCCCAUUUGCUUAUGGAAAAUUCCCAGUAUGGAAAAUGAGAAUUGCUGGAACAGAAGAACAGAUACAGGUCUCUUUCACAUCACAAACCAAGGCACAAUUGUCAGUGUUGGUGUGUAACCAGAUGCAGCUGUCUUCCUGUGAAUCUUUUGGGACACACUAUUCAGUUUCUUUGGGUGGCUCGGAUUCCACAUCUAUCAAUAUUCCGGGUGAAAUAUGUAGCUCAAAGGUUUGCAUUCAGGCCUGGAGGACAGACGUAGAUUAUUCUGUUCCACUACAAAUCUGCGAUAUCCAGUGUGCAUUAUCUUCACGGAGUCGAGAUGAAGAUGAAAACUCUUUAAAGGUUAUAUCUCUGACAGCAAUAAUUCUAUUACUUGCAACUAUUCUGACUGUUCUUGGACAUAAAUUUUUGACAGUUUUUCAUCGAAGGACACAUGAAGGCAGAAAUCCAGCACAUAUCGUGAGGUGCAGUUCAUCCACUGGAAUGAAGAGUACCCAACCCUGGCACUGAUGUUGGAGUUGAGUGAAUCGAGCAGAACUCUUUCAAGAUCCUUAGCAGCCUUUUCAAUAGUACCUUAAUGGUACCUUAUAAUUGGAAAUCUUUGCUCAAAUAUGUCAUCCUCUCUCAUGCAAAGAAUUCCCAUCACCUUCUGUGGAAUUAUUUCAUAAGUGAAAGGCUUUGCACGUUCAGCCUACAACAUGUUUUUUCUUUUUUUUUUUAAUAACUUCAAAUGAAGGAGUAUUAUGCAUUCUCUCUCUUCCAGGGUGUCAAAAACAGCAAGAUCUGUUGUGGGUAGGAAAUCAAGUUCAUACUUUCCUGUGAAAUUAAUUGUUUUUUUAAUAUGCCAGAAGUGGGCAGCUUUGGUACCUCAAAUGCAUUAGUAUGGGUAUUUUAAGAUUUGCACAUUUCUGAUCCUCCCAUUCAAGCUAUAAGCACAAAUUGCUGGGAAAUAUGGACUGGAGGGGAUUUAAUUUAAACAUUGUUAAAUAUAAUUUAUCUCUACAGAACUGUGCCUUUCUUUAUUUUCUGAAACCUUUCUGAUGUCUUUCUGAUGUCUUUAUCUGGGAAAAUCCUGCCCUGGACAGGCUGAUCUUCCUGAAUUUCAGAAAUCCCAAGUUUCUUUGAUAACCAGAUUCAGUAUUUUGUGUUGUAUUCCUUGGACUUAGAUGUAUCUUUCCUGGUUUAUUUUUCCCACUUUGUCAGAAAAUAAAUUUAGCAGUUUUGUUAAAUAAUUUGAAAGUUAAAGCAACAAUGCACACUUUCUCUCUGGGCUGCUGGAUUCUGCUCCCAUUACAGUCAAUGGGAAAAUCCCAACUGACUUCAGUAAGAGGAGGAUCAGGUCUUUAUUUUUCAGGUAUUUAAAACUCUUACAUGGAAAUAUAGUCCUAAAGGAAAGUAUUUUGUUAACGCAGUGAAUUUAAGUGAACUGUUUUUGUUUUGUAUAAUGUUAAUAUUUAUACUUAACAGUAUACAACCACGUGCUGUAAAACUA
Gavialis gangeticus (Gharial) is the source of this 2907-nucleotide messenger RNA. RefSeq names its product interleukin 17 receptor E like (gene IL17REL). Gene Ontology annotation, molecular function: interleukin-17 receptor activity. The transcript has 18 exons. NCBI's taxonomy places the organism in Eukaryota, Metazoa, Chordata, Crocodylia, Gavialidae. The record is from RefSeq and is a predicted model, not a curated record. Bases 351 to 1925 code for a protein of 524 amino acids.